UCUCGCUUCCGGCCCUGCUCUUCCGGCCGGGGGACUGUUGAUGCUGCGACACCGCGCCCUCGGCCUGCUGCAAAAUGAAGAAAUUUUUUGGUGAUUUGAAGCGGGAUUUAAAGUUUAAAAGCGUGGGGCCGGGGCAUGUCGUGACUGAGGAGGCGAGGAAACCCACUGAAAUCAAAGCCAAGGCUCCAGAGAAGCCUCGGAGACCAGCCGAAGAAUCGCAGAUGGCAGCAGCUGCUGCUUUAUCGAGGCUGGAAAUUAAACAGCAAAAGGGACGACUCACCUCUGGACGAAGGAAUUAUGAUGUAGCAAACAAUGAACUGACCGCUCAAGCUGUAACUUCUGAGGUACAAACGAUAAACAAUCAGGGUCCCAACAGUUCCCAGAAGGAAGAUCGCAGCAGUUUCUCUGUUGAUGCUGUAUAUUUUAUCUGCCCUUUGACAAAUGCCUCGGUAUCCAAAUGUGCAAGAGAGGUGCACAUUAAGGAGGCCAUUCUUAUGAAAUUUGCUGAUGAUCCAAUACAAGCCUCUAUUAUGAUGAUUCAUACAUUUAAUAAGGAUAAAGAAAAAAUAAGGACUGCUUGUGAAACUCUUGGCAGAUACAUUGAUAACAUAUGCAAUAACCCCAAUGAAGAAAAAUACAGAAAAAUCAAGUUGCAGAACAAAGUCUUUCAGGAAAGGAUAUCUGAACUGGAAGGAACACAUGAAUUCUUGCAGUCAAUUGGGUUUGAAAAAAAAAAAAUCCAUGUAGCUGGACAAGAGAAUGAGGAAGAUUUUUACGUGUUAAAUGAGGAUCUUCUUACUAGAUAUGAAGAGCUAAGACAAUACAAGGAUGAACUUUUAAAUGCUGAGCCAGUUACAGCGCAGCUGGAUCGACGGGUGAAGAUUUUUCGACCCUCAGCCCAGGCAGCAAAAUUUGAAUUGCCCAAUGACUUUUAUAACCUGACUGCUGAAGAGAUUAAACGUGAGCAACUGAUGAGGUCAGAGACGGUGGAAAGGACAACUAUGCUGAGAACCAAAGCAAUGAGGGAGAGAGAUGAGCAGAGGGAGUUGAAGAAAUAUAAUUACACGUUAUUGCGUGUCAGAUUCCCAGAUGGAUAUAUUUUACAAGCAACAUUCUAUGCACGAGAGAAAGUUUUAGCUCUUCGUGAAUUUGUUCAUGGUGCUCUUGAAAAUGACUGUGCUCCAUUUGAACUGGUGGGUCCUGGAGGACGGAAGCUGAAGGAUGAUUCUGUAAUGCUUGCAGAAGUUGGAUUGGUUCCUGCUGCGUUGCUGACUUUAACAUGGGAUGCAGAGGUUUUAUUGGAUCUACAGGCUGCAGGUCAUAGUUUUACUGGCACAAUAAAACAAGAACUGCUGUCUAAUGUUCAAACACUUGUAUAAGUAAAAACCAAGACUGCUCAGUUGAAUAUUGUAUAUACAUUUAUUUUAUAAAUGAAGCCAUGUUGGUAAUGCAUCCAUGGAGAGAGGCAGAAAUCAGGAAUCCUUUCAAAAUCAAUAGACAAUGGGUGCAAGUAUAGGCGAUUCAGCCUUUCGAGCCAGCACCACCAUUCACUGUGCUCAUGGCUGAUCAUCCAUCAGUACCCCGUUUCUGCCUUCUCCCCAUAUCCCUUCACUCUGCUAUCUUUAAGAGCUCUAUCUAAUUCUCUCUUGAAAGCAUCCAGAGAAUUGGCCUCCUCUGCCUUCUGAGGCAGAGAAUUCCACAGAUUCACAACUCUGAGUGGAAAAGAUUUACCUCAUCUCCAUUCUAAAUGGCCGACCCUUUAUUCUUAAACUGGCCCCUGGUUCCGGAUUCCCCCAACAUCGGGAACAUGUUUCUUGCCUCGAGCGUGUCCAGACCCUUAAUAAUCUUAUAUGUUUCAAUAAGAUCUCCUCUCAUCCUUCUAAAUUCCAGUGUAUACAAGCCCAGUCGCUCCAUUCUUUCAACAUAUGACAGUCCCGCCAUCCCGGGAAUUAACCUUGUGAACCUACGCUGCACUCCCUCAAUAGCAAGAAUGUCCUUCCUCAAAUUUGGAGACCAAAACUGCACACAAUACUCCAGGUGUGGUCUCACUACGGCCCUGCACAACUGCAGAAGGACCUCUUUGCUCCUAUACUCAACUCCUCUUGUUACGAAGGCCAACAUGCCAUUAGCUUUCCUCACUGCCUGUUGUACCUGCAUGCUUACUUUCAGUGACUAAUGAACAAGGACACCCAGAUCUCAUUGUACUUCACAUUUCCCCCAACUUGACACCAUUCGGAUAAUAAUCUGCCUUCCCGUUGUUGCCACCAAAGUGGAUAACCUCACAUUUAUCCACAUUAAACUGUAUCUGCCAUGCAUCUUCCCACUCACUCAACCUGUCCAAGUCACCCUGCAUCCUCAUAACAUCCUCCUCACAGUUCACACUGCCACCCAGCUUUGUGUCAUCUGCAAAUUUGCCAAUGUUACUUUUAAGCCCUUCAUCUAAAUCAUUAAUGUAAUUGUAAAUAGCUGCGGUCCCAGUACCGAGCCUUGUGGUAUCCCACUAGUCACUGCCUGCCAUUCUGAAAGGGACCCGUUAAUCACUACUCUUUGUUUCCUGUCUGCCAAUCAAUUUUCUAUCCAUGUCAGUACCCUACCUCCAAUAUCAUGUGCUCUAAUUUUGUCCACUAAUCUCAUAUGUGGGUCCUUAUCAAAGGCUUUUUGAAAGUCCAGGUACACUACAUCCACUGGCUCUCCCUUGUCCGUUUUCCUAGUUUCCUCAAAAAUUUCCAGAUUGGUCAAGCAUGAUUUGAGAAAGUUGCUGUCAGUAUGCUGGCUUCAAUGCACCAUACUUUGGAAAUGUUGCAGUUAAUCCAACCCUUGGUCUAGAGUCUAGAUUAUUUAAUGUGAGGAUUUGUGUGCGUUGUAAUCCAAAUUAAGAAUGAGCAUCACAUUGAAGUAAAUCAACUUUACUUGUGAAAUUCUUCCCAGUCUAACCGUGAGUGAAGGAGCAUACUUUGAAUAUUAUAUCAAGAAAGGAUAUUGAAUGUCAUUUUUACAAUACUACUGUAAGCCUUAUGAUGACAUUGUAGUUGGUACAUGAGAGCAAGUCUUUAUGCUCUGGUGUGUUUUCAGCAUGGAUUGGCCAACAUUAAUCUUUGUCCUCUGUCUUAUAGUCACAAUAAUGAACCAGACAUUUUAAGAAACAAUUUGCAUGAACUGUAAGAAACAAUUCAUAGAUUAUUAUCAUAGAUUAUUAAUUAAAUUUGCAUUGGCGGUUAGGACAUCAGGAUGGGAGCAUUGCAGGGAAAGGUGUGUUGCCAGCAUGCAGUUUCAGUCAAAACUGGAGAAGUUUAUUAACACUAUAUUGUGUGCCUUCAGAGAUAAAAGUGGGUUUGAUAUCGAGUGGAAGUGGAUAUUUGGAAGUAAAAUUGAGAGAAUUAUUUUGUUUAAAACUGGAUUGUGUUCAACUUGUUCACCAGCUCACUGGCCUGCUCUAUUGUCACAUAACUUCCUAUUCCGAGCCACGUAGUAGAAAUCAAACUACACUUUGGCUGGUUGCUUCACUGCUGCAGGAGUAUUGGAGGACUGUUUUUCAGUUGAAUUGUAAACCAAGGCACAAAAACCGCACUUACACAAUUAAGCUAUGAAUGACUUUGACCAUAAAGAGGAUUAGUUCAUUGUUUGUGGAUUCAUGCUAUGUAUAAAUUGGCUUCUGUCUUUCCCACAAAAUAAUAAAAGCAUUAUAAAAGUGACAUUAAUUAUUAAAGAGGAUAAGAUGCUGUGUAAAUCCAAGCAUUUUGUUUCUAACAGCUUGUGUUGUACCAGGAAAUUAAGUAAAAAUUUGAACUGUUCAUUCUGCUUUGUUUACAAAAUUGCUAGAUCUGAAUUUUUUUUUUUAAGCUAGUUAAUCAUUACUACACAAUGUCCAGUUUGAUAACAAUAUAGUUUUAAAUUGAGUCCCACAGUGCCAAAAUGCAAUAACUUGGCAUUUGCGCAUAUUGAUUUGCUGUGUUUUUGGUUAUGUAGAUGGCCAGCCCAUCAUCAGCAGCCUUUCAAUUUUGCUUCAUUGGUCGUGUCUGGAUUAUCUUAAUUAUUUUUGCAUGUGUAGCAAAAUCUUAUUGGAACAGUCAUUAUGUGAUGUACCUGUCUCCAUGUGUACAUUAAAUACAGGCUGAGCAAUACUCGAAGGAAGCAAA
Molecule: messenger RNA, 4136 nt
Organism: Leucoraja erinaceus (little skate)
Lineage: Eukaryota; Metazoa; Chordata; Chondrichthyes; Rajiformes; Rajidae
Gene: ubxn6
Product: UBX domain protein 6
Exons: 11
Coding region: 75-1379 (434 amino acids)
Cellular component (GO): cytoplasm
Molecular function (GO): protein binding
Source: RefSeq, a predicted model, not a curated record